Messenger RNA from Cylicostephanus goldi, 474 nucleotides. The record is from the annotation of a GenBank genome assembly. Lineage: Eukaryota; Metazoa; Nematoda; Chromadorea; Rhabditida; Strongylidae.
AUGUACUGGGAGGAUAAAGGGGUAAGAAAGGUGACAGCCGUUUGGCUCCUAGAAGAAUUGGACAUGGAGCUCGUAUUUGUGCGAAAGUUCCCAGAAGCAUUGCAACACUGGAAAACAACUGGAGCUGGUUUGCUCACACGAAUGCAGGCCUUGGAACCUUAUCCACCAAGGAAUGGUGCGAAACUCUCUGCUGAAGAUGCUGAAUAUGAGCAAGCGAAGGAAUUUGUGAAAGCUUUAGAUUCGAGGGAAAAUCCUAAUAUUGGCACCCUAUCGAAAUCUGAGUGGGAAGCAUUUUGUAUGUAUCUCGUCUUCGCUUUCCGUAAGAAAGGAGCUGUAGAAGAGCCAAAAUCGAGCAAACCUGAACUUGAAGCUGAAGAACCACCUAUCAAGAAACGAUCAGAAGAAGAAGCCUUAGCAGAAGGAGCACCUUUAAAGAGGAGAUUAUCAGAAGAAGCAGUUGAAAGCAGUUCAUAA